GAUCAAAAGAUACUGAAUAUUGUCAAUGGUGGAAUAGUUGAGCUUUUCUCAAAAUUGAAAAAAAAAAUUAAAGAAAAAUCCCGCACCCCAUCGAUCUCUAACGAACAUAGCUGAGAAUUAGGAAGCGGAGUUUAGGGAUUUUGGGAUUGCAGGAGAAAAAGGAAAAGACCUCCCACUUCUAGAAUCUCUGAUCAAACAUUCAUUUCGAGAAGAUUCAGAAGAAGUGUUGUAUGUUGCUUGGUGGCCUGUGAUGGCAACCGACACGACGGCCCCAAGCUACUGGCUGAACUGGAGAUUCUUGCUGUGUGCAAUAUGGAUUGCUGUGACUAUGAUCGUUGCAGCGCUCAUUAUAUGGAGGUAUGAAGGGCGCAGCCCCCCCAGUAGCCGUGCAAAUAGGGAUCAGAGGAACAAGGGCGCGUCUUGGACAACAAGUUCGAGCUCAAUCCAUCCCAUUUGGCUGCUUGUUUUUCGGAUUGUUGCUUUCUGCACCAUGCUAGGAUUGAUUCUUGCUGAUACUAUUCUCCAUGGCAUUGGCAUAUUCUACUACUACACGCAGUGGACAUUCACAUUAGUCACCAUCUAUUUUGGGAUGGCUUCAUCUCUCUCCAUCCUCGGAUGUCUGCAUUGCUGCAUUAAAAGGGAGACGAAGGGGGAUCAUUCCAUCGUUGCAGAUACAGAGCAUGGCCUGUUUGUACCACCACCGGACACCACAAAAACAAGCUUGAACGAAUCUCACAACCCUAGUGUUGUAACUCCACCUAUCGCAGAGUACGCCUUUCAAAUAAUCUUCCAGAUAUGUGCUGGGGCUGUCAUGCUCACUGAUUCAGUGUAUUGGCUCGUACUGUACAGCAAAGAAGACAAUAUAACCUUUCUGGUCGUUUGCAUGCAUUCAGUCAAUGCAGUUUUCCUCCUCGGCGACACCAUUUUAAACGCCCUGAGUUUCCCCUUCUUUCGAAUUGCAUAUUUUGCUCUGUGGACAUGUGUAUUCGUCAUUUUCCAGUGGAUCAUCCAUGCUUGUGUUUCAAUGAGUUGGCCGUAUACCUUCCUAGACUUGUCAUCUCCUUAUGCACCCUUAUGGUAUCUGGGCGUUGGCUUGAUGCAUAUUCCAUUAUAUGCCAUCUUCUCUCUAAUAUUCAAAAUCAAGCGACGUUAUUUAUCAAGAUAGCAAGACUGCGACAACAAUUUUGAGGGGAAAAAGCUCAUCAAAAUAUAUCCUAGAUUCUAGAAGCAUAAAUUGGCUAAUGCUGAGUUGUAUGCCUAAACAAUUUUUUGCCGUACACAACCGGCACAAGUAUUCUGUGACUGAACAUUAAGAAUACAAGGUUAUACAAGGAAUCCUGCUCUUCUUGCUCUCUCGUC
Molecule: messenger RNA, 1359 nt
Organism: Salvia splendens (bonfire salvia)
Lineage: Eukaryota; Viridiplantae; Streptophyta; Magnoliopsida; Lamiales; Lamiaceae
Exons: 9
Coding region: 251-1165 (304 amino acids)
Cellular component (GO): membrane
Source: RefSeq, a predicted model, not a curated record